Oncorhynchus nerka (sockeye salmon) is the source of this 864-nucleotide messenger RNA. Its product is annotated as dynein light chain 2, cytoplasmic. Gene Ontology annotation, biological process: microtubule-based process. The record is from RefSeq and is a predicted model, not a curated record. Gene Ontology annotation, molecular function: dynein intermediate chain binding. The transcript is spliced from 3 exons. The coding region runs from base 119 to 388 and encodes 89 amino acids. Lineage: Eukaryota; Metazoa; Chordata; Actinopteri; Salmoniformes; Salmonidae. Gene Ontology annotation, cellular component: cytoplasmic dynein complex.
AACCGGUAAACACAGAACUCGAAACACGCACAACGGAGGUGAGAAAGGCAGACGUCCAGACCGAACUGCGUUGUUCAGCGCGUCUACUAAGCACAAGCGACAGCAGCAAGAGGUCACCAUGACCGACAGGAAGGCUGUCAUAAAGAAUGCCGACAUGUCAGAGGACAUGCAGCAGGAUGCUGUGGACUGUGCCACUCAGGCCAUGGAGAAAUACAACAUUGAGAAGGACAUCGCUGCUUACAUCAAGAAGGAGUUUGACAAGAAGUACAACCCCACGUGGCAUUGCAUUGUGGGUAGAAACUUUGGCAGCUACGUGACACAUGAAACCAAACACUUCAUCUACUUCUACCUGGGCCAGGUGGCCAUCCUGCUCUUCAAGUCUGGUUGAACCCCUACACCUUAACCACCUGACGUCUACCUGGGUCAUCCUCCAGCUCUCUCUCCUCCCGUCUCCACUGACCGAGGCAGGCCGCUACUCCUCCCCUGGAUUGUGAUGCAUUGAUGGUUGUGGCCACACACACAUUGAAGAGUUCUAGAUGAUUCUCCAUUGUGUCUGUGGGGUGCUGCAUGGGCCAUGUACAUGGUGUGUAUCUGUUGCAGUAUAAUUAACAUGAUGGGAUACACCCUGUCCCUAUACACUAUUCCUUAUGUAGUGCACUACUUUUGACCAGGGCCUAUGGGGGGCAUUUGGGACACAACUAAUGACUACAUGUGUAUAUUUUGCAGUAUGAGAAAAUUGCUACACAGUUGCUGAAGGCAACUAGAGAUUAUUAUGUUAAAAUGCGUUUGUUUUGCUUUGCACUGCUGUAUAAAAUGCUUUGACUGUUGGUUCAUAAAGAUUUGUUCAACACUAUUUAAAAGGAA